Nyctereutes procyonoides (raccoon dog) is the source of this 1226-nucleotide messenger RNA. Its product is annotated as platelet basic protein-like. The record is from RefSeq and is a predicted model, not a curated record. Gene Ontology annotation, biological process: inflammatory response; antimicrobial humoral immune response mediated by antimicrobial peptide; cellular response to lipopolysaccharide. Bases 66 to 416 code for a protein of 116 amino acids. Gene Ontology annotation, cellular component: extracellular region. NCBI's taxonomy places the organism in Eukaryota, Metazoa, Chordata, Mammalia, Carnivora, Canidae. Gene Ontology annotation, molecular function: chemokine activity; CXCR chemokine receptor binding. The transcript has 3 exons.
AGCAGCUCACCCUCACUCUGAGGUCUCCGGCUUCUAGGAACAGCUGUAGCUUGGUCUUCCCCACCAUGAACCUCAGACCUAAGGCCACCUCCUCCUGUACCAACGCCAGCACUCUCCAGGUCCUACAGGGGCUGCUACUGCUGUCCCUGCUCCUGGCUACACUCAUCCCCUCGACUGCUGGAGAAACUAAGAGUGUGGACUGUGAGCGGUUCUUGGAACUUCGUUGCAUGUGUACAAAGACUGUCUCUGGCAUUCAUCCAAGUAACAUCCAAAAUUUGGAGGUGCUCAGAGCAGGACCCCACUGUGCCAACGUCGAAGUGAUAGCCAUGCUGAAGAAUGGGAAGAGAAUCUGCCUGGACCCAGAAGCUCCCAAAAUCAAGAGAAUAGUCCAGAAAAUUUUGGAAAGUGCUGAGUGAACGGCAUGACCUGUUCUCGUUCUGUCAAACUCUUUUAUCCCCCACGAAUGGUCGGAGUUUCAAGGCUUGACUCUCUGGAGUUCUUAUUUAUCCAAAAUACCUAUUUACGUUGUAUGAAACUUUGGAUAUGUUUUCUAUUCUGCCUCAAAAAGUCGCAUGGUAUUCUGAGAAGGCUGGUUAAUAGAUCCAAAGAGAAGGCGACAAUAAGCAAACUUACAUUCGAAAUAUAGUGUCUGGUUUAUUCUCUAACUCUUGGUUAAAUGUGGCCCCUUGCUUUGCAUUCCUUUAUUUAAAAUUUUCUUUUCAAAUACUUGCAUGUGUGUUAACUUAUCUGGUUGUACUUUACUGGUUAGACUAGCUAUGCCCAUGAUGAUUAACAGAUUCCAUAAUGGUCAAUGAUAUUAGGAAUUGCACAGAGCCCGGAAUAGAGCAUUUGUUCAAUAAAUGUUUGUUAAUUAAUUUAGGCACAAUUUAGGCACAUAAUAGAGUUUUUCAUUGUCUUAAUCUUAGGAUGUCUUCUUUCAAAGCAUUUUCUGAAAGAGCUUUUAAGUGUUUAUUUUAACCUUCAAACCCCAAAAUAAUAAAGUUGGAUAAUGUGAGCCUUGUAAGCAGAGGUGAUUUAUUUUAAAGAGAAUAUAUUUAAUCCUAGUGGAAUAAAAAAAUAAAUGAUGAAAAACAUUAAUAUUCUCUAUUUUUAAAGAUUUCAGCAUUUUCAAUAAUAAUACUAAUAACAAUACAGGUGUAAUAUGGUGUUAAAUGUUUUAACCAAUCAUGUUUCUAUGUAUUUGCAUUCACUUAAUAUCUGCCUGG